This is a messenger RNA of Misgurnus anguillicaudatus (oriental weatherfish), 1419 nucleotides long. It is a transcript of the gene galk1, whose product is annotated as galactokinase 1. Gene Ontology annotation, cellular component: cytoplasm; cytosol. NCBI's taxonomy places the organism in Eukaryota, Metazoa, Chordata, Actinopteri, Cypriniformes, Cobitidae. Gene Ontology annotation, biological process: galactose metabolic process; carbohydrate phosphorylation. The record is from RefSeq and is a predicted model, not a curated record. Gene Ontology annotation, molecular function: galactokinase activity; ATP binding.
AAAUCAGAACCCUGCGUGUAAAUGUCGGAAGUAUACAAACCUUUGGUCGUAUUUUUCUUUAGAAGUCACGAGUUUAAUGAUUCAUACGCGUUGUAUCGUUCAUUGACUUGUAAAUCAGUUAUUACCCCGUGAUUUAAAUUGCACAAUUUUGUGCCACACGUAAAUUAGCAUAACGUUUUAUUAAAUUACAGUAUAAUGGCCAAAAGUUAUUCAAUUCAAAAUGUUGCUGAUUUAGUUUCAGAGGCGCGUCGCGUGUACCGAGAACGAUUUGACGGUGAUGCGGAUGUUGCUGUGUGCGCACCAGGACGCGUGAAUUUAAUCGGAGAGCACACAGAUUAUAAUGAAGGAUUUGUCCUCCCGAUGGCUUUGCCGAUGGUGACCAUUAUGGUGGGCAGCAAAAUAUCUGGCCAAAACUGCUGUGUUGUAACUUUGACUGAAGCUGCUGAUGAGCCAAGGGUUGUGGACUUUCAUCUCCCAACUGAAACGACCCCUCUUUCAAGAGGGCAGCCGAACUGGGCCAAUUAUGUAAAGGGAGUUGUACAGCACUACAGAGCACGUCCCAUUCCUGGCUUUAGAGCUGUAAUAGCCAGUAGUGUGCCACUAGGGGGUGGGCUCUCCAGUUCGGCUUCACUUGAAGUGGCAGUGUAUACCUUUCUGCAGCAGUUGUGUCCAGAUGAUGGAAAUCAAGUCGCCAAAGCAAUCGCCUGUCAACAGGCUGAACACACCCAUGCUGCUGUGCCCUGUGGCAUUAUGGACCAAUUUGUGUCUGUUCUGGGUAAAGAGGGUCAUGCAUUACUCAUCGACUGCAGAUCUUUGGAAGCAACCCGUGUCCCUUUGACUGACCCUGGACUUGUAAUUCUGAUCACAAAUUCCAACGUCAGGCACUCGCUCACAGGCAGCGAGUAUCCCACCAGACGAAAGCAAUGUGAGGAGGCAGCUGCCAUUUUGGGCAAGAGCAGUCUGAGGGAUGCGACUCUGCAAGAUCUGGAGACUUCUAAGGAUCGAUUGGACAGCGUCACAUACCGGAGGGCACGGCACGUGAUUGAGGAGAUCGAGCGCACUUCACAAGCUGCGGAGGAGCUCAAAAGAGGAGAUUACAAAAAGUUUGGGAAGUUAAUGGUGGACAGCCACAAUUCUCUUAGGGAUAAUUAUGAGGUCAGUUGUCCAGAGCUGGAUGAAUUGGUGUCAGCAGCACUGGAGGUGGAUGGAGUGUUUGGGAGUCGGAUGACGGGAGGAGGCUUUGGUGGAUGCACGGUUACUUUGCUACAGGCAGAUGCCACAGAGAGAGCAAUGAAACACAUUCAGGAGAAAUAUCAUGGAUCCCCAACUUUCUACAUAACUACACCAUCAGAUGGAGCACGUGCUCUCAGUUUAUGAUUUUUUAAACUGGUGCUGAAAUUAAAGUUCAUUGAAUUAGAA